ACAUGAUGAUCAUCAUCAUCAUCAUCACCAUGAAGAUAUAUAUAAACAACAAAAGAAUUGUUAUAAAGAAAGUCCACCAAGUAGCCAGCCGUCCCAAAAGUAAACGCUUUUUUUUGAGAAUUCAGACCAUACCUUUUAAUAUUGCUCCAUAUCAACAUCAACCACUCUCAUGGGGGGAUUAAAGACUUGAGUCUGCAAGAGCCUGAUGGGAAGUGGGGAAAAAAAAUUAACCCCACAUGAUUGAUUGGAGUAUCUUGCCAUCUUCAACUCUCUUCUUCUUCUUCUUCUCCUUCUUUGUCUCUUCUUUCUAUUAGUCUGGCAUAUUAUUGGGUUAUUAGAGGAUUUAGAGCAGCCAUGCUCCUGGGGGGACCCCUCCAUUCAUCUUCUUUGGCUAGGCGUAAGUGUUGUUGUUUCAAUCUUUCUGGGAUUGGGUUUUUGGUAAUAGCAGCAGUGGUAUUUCUUUCUUCUGCUGUGAUUAUCUGUAGUGGUGCCUGCAAUGAAAUUGACCAUCAGGCUUUGCUGUCCUUCUCCCUUAACAUCUCCAGUUCAUCUUCUCCCUUGAAUUGGAACAAUUCAGGUGAUUGCUGUGACUGGGAGGGGGUGGGGUGUGAUGGAAAUGGGAGAGUGACAAGGCUAUGGCUGCCAUCCAGAGACCUUGUUGGGAGCAUUUCUCCUGCAGUGGCAAACCUCACCAGUCUCUCCCAACUCAACCUGUCAAAUAAUAGGCUGUCUGGUUCUCUGCCUGAUGUGUUCUUCUCUGCCUUGAAUAGCCUGCAGGUGAUUGACCUGAGCUAUAAUCGGUUAACCGGAGAAGUUGCAUCAGAUGAGAGGUUGCCAUCUUCAAUCCAUGCUGUGAAUCUCUCCAGCAACCACUUUAAUGGGACAAUCCAGUCUUCAUUUUUCCAGCCUGCAACCAGUUUGGCUAGUCUAAAUUUCAGCAACAAUAGCUUCCAUGGGGGGAUUCCCUCUCUCUGCAGCAUCUCUCCUGUAAUCAUGGCUCUUGAUUUUUCCUUUAAUGACUUGGAAGGCCAUAUUCCCCAUGGAUUUGGGGAGUGUUCCAGAAUGGUGAUUUUGAGGGCAGGUUUCAAUAAGAACAUUUCUGGGCCAAUUCCUAAUGAUAUUUACAGUGUGAUUACACUGCAAGAAUUGUCUCUACCUGGGAAUAAGCUCUCUGGUUCCAUUGCUGGAAACAUCACCAGACUUAUCAGUCUUAGAAGCCUUGCACUCUAUGGGAAUGAGUUGACAGGAAGAAUUCCAGAAGAUAUUGGAAGGCUAUCCAGCUUGGAACAGCUGCAGCUUCAUAUUAACAGUCUGAAUGGGACUGUGCCCCCAUCUCUAAUGAACUGCACCAGGCUGAAAGUGCUGAAUUUGAGAGUCAAUAAGCUUGAAGGUGAACUCUCUGCUCUUGAUUUCUCCAAAAUCAAUCAACUAACCACCGUUGAUCUUGGAAACAACAACUUCACUGGGAAAUUGCCACCAAGCCUGUUCUCAUGCAGGUCGCUGACCGCAGUUCGCCUGGCCACAAACAAGCUAACCGGAGAAAUACUGCCUGAGAUAGGGGAAUUAGAAUCACUGUCCUUCCUCUCUAUCUCCAACAACAGCCUGACCAAUUUCAUGGGGGCGAUUAAAAUCCUCUCCCGGUGCAAGAGCCUCAGCACAUUGAUCCUCUCCAAGAGCUUCCGGGAUGAAUCAUUGCCUGGUGAUGAGAAUCUGAUUGGCCCUGCAGGAUUUCAGAAUCUCAGGACUCUUGGUUUAGGUGGCUGUAACUUCACUGGCCCAAUACCCUUUUGGCUGUCUAAACUUAAGAAGCUUGAGGUUCUUGACCUCUCUCAGAAUAAAAUCAUGGACAGGAUUCCAGGUUGGCUGGGAAAUCUUGAAAAUCUGUUUUACAUGGAUUUGUCACAGAACCUCCUUUAUGGAGGCUUCCCAAUAGAGCUUGUUGGACUGUGGAGGCUUUCAACAAAGGAGGGUGCAGAUCAGGCAAGAAGUUACUUAGAGCUGCCUGUUUUUGUGCAGCCAAAUAAUGCCUCCAAUCUGCAGUACAAUCAAAUGUCCAACUUGCCAGCUGCAAUUUAUCUGGGAAACAACAAUCUUGAAGGAGGUAUCCCAGCAGAGAUAGGGCAGCUGAAGUAUAUUCAAGUCCUGGAUCUUGGUCAAAACAAAUUUUCUGGGAGUAUUCCCAAUAACAUAUCUGACCUCACAAACUUGGAGAUUUUGAACCUGUCUUGGAACAACCUGUCUGGCAUCAUUCCAGCAUCACUUAAAAACCUCCAUUUCUUGUCUUCUUUUAAUGUUGCUAACAACCAUCUUGAAGGUCCUAUUCCAAUUGGAGGCCAGUUUGACACCUUCCCAAACACCAGCUUCAUGGGAAACCCAGGGCUUUGCGGUCGAGUUUUGCAGCAUCCUUGCUCCAGUCAGUCACCAAAUGCACCAGCUUCAGCUCAAAGGAAAAGUGGGAAGAAGAAAAUUGUGAUUGGCCUUAUUCUCGGGAUCUGUUUUGGCAUCACCUUCACCCUCAUCAUGAUAGCUCUUUGGCUAUUUUCCAAAAGGAGGGUGCUUCCAAGAGGUGAUGCUGAAAAGGCAGACUUAGACACUAUAUCCUUCAAUUCCAAUCCCGGAUUCUCUGGUGAGGUUGUGAAGGAUAACAGCAUUGUGGUAUUGUUUCCCAGACACAAAAACGAGACUAAGGAUCUCAACAUUUAUGACAUAUUGCAAGCCACAGACAACUUCAACCAAGAAAAUAUAAUUGGUUGUGGGGGUUUCGGGCUCGUCUAUAAAGCUACUUUAGCAGAUGGGACUACUCUAGCUGUUAAGAAACUUACAGGUGAUAUGGGGCUGAUGGAAAGAGAGUUUAAGGCAGAGGUGGAGGCCCUAUCCACAGCCCAGCAUGAGAAUUUGGUGUCUCUGCAAGGCUAUUGUGUCCAUGAUGGCUGCAGAUUAUUGAUCUAUUCCUACAUGGAAAAUGGAAGCCUAGACUACUGGCUGCAUGAGAAGACUGAUGGAGCAUCCCAACUCGACUGGCCAACUCGGCUGAAGAUUGCACAGGGAGCAAGCUGUGGGGUGGCUUACAUGCACCAGAUAUGCGAACCACAUAUCGUGCAUCGUGACAUAAAAUCCAGCAACAUCCUCCUCGACGAAAACUUCAAAGCACACGUAGCAGACUUCGGCCUGUCCAGAUUGAUCCUUCCUUACCAGACUCAUGUCACCACUGAACUAGUGGGCACUCUAGGCUACAUUCCCCCGGAGUACAGCCAAUCCUGGAUUGCCACUUUCAGGGGCGAUGUCUACAGUUUUGGAGUUGUCAUGCUUGAAUUACUGACUGGCAAGAGACCUGUGGAAGUAUGCAAGCCCCGGAUGUCACUUUCAAGAGAAUUAGUAGUAUGGGUGCAACAGAUGAGAAAUGCAGGAAGACUAGAUGAAAUAUUUGAUCCUCUUCUACAACACAAGGGGUUUGAUGAAGAGAUGCAACAGGUUCUGGAUGUGGCAUGCAUGUGUGUCAACCAGAACCCUGUCAAGAGGCCAACAAUCACAGAGGUAGUUGACUGGCUAAAGAAGGUAGAAUUCAACAGAGACACACCAAAGCAAGGGUGACAUUAAUCACAUUACUACAUACAUUAAUUAAGCACAACAAAAUGCUUGAUUUGGUCUUUAAUCUUGAUGUGAAUGUACUCCAUAUAGCAGUGCACAAUCACUUUUGUAUAGAUAUAUCAAUGUACUCCCCAUAUAGCAGCUCACAAGUCACAACCACUUUUGUAUAGGCAAUUUUUUUUUUCUCUUUUUUCUGUCUAAACACAAGAAUGUAAUAAUAAGACACAUCCAUAAUUGUAUAGAAACAAGAUUGCUACCAGGUAGUAGUGAGCAUAGGAUUUUGAUAGUGAGAAUGGAUGAGCUUUUCAAAAUUGCAAAA
Molecule: messenger RNA, 3907 nt
Organism: Ipomoea triloba (trilobed morning glory)
Lineage: Eukaryota; Viridiplantae; Streptophyta; Magnoliopsida; Solanales; Convolvulaceae
Product: tyrosine-sulfated glycopeptide receptor 1
Exons: 1
Coding region: 355-3591 (1078 amino acids)
Biological process (GO): protein phosphorylation
Molecular function (GO): protein binding; ATP binding; protein kinase activity
Source: RefSeq, a predicted model, not a curated record